UCCAGGAUAAUAAUCAAAAGCUUUGCUCAGGGGAGUUACAUUCAGUAUUGCUGUAUUUUUUCCUCAGUGUAUUGUUUUGCCCAACCCAAGGUGUGUUUAAUGCACAGUCAUGGACUGACUUAACUUACAUGUCUGUUUCAGGAGUAGAAAUUUAUCACGGUCAAGUGACAAGGAAGGUAGUACCAGGCUCCCUCCUCUACCAAUGCCGAGUUUUCCAAAGUUCAACCAAUCACAUUAUCAACCACACAGGAUGACGUAUGACCAGGUGGCCAACUUCAGGAGUGACCUUAAUGACACUUACGAAGUUCUCGCCGAGAAGCAAGCAAAGGCAGAUUAUGAAAGAACACUCCAGGACUGGAAUCGAAUGAACUUGUCUGAACUGAAGAAACUUCCUCCCAACCCACGAUACCACAUCAAGAAAGCUAUCGUGUCUUAUCUCGGAACAUCCCGAGGGUCAAGCAGGGCUCUCAAACCGCUGACUAAAGAACUGAACGCUACCACUCCAACACCAAUUUCGCAACCGUAAAAGUUUAUCGAAGCCUUUAUUGCGUGUUAAAAUGAGCUUCACUCUUUCAGUCAGGGUAACAGGUACCAGCUAAAGCCCAAUUCUGGUCUUCCAUAUAAAAAGGACUCCUAUAUAAAUAGGACGGGGGGGGGGUGCUUGUCGUACCUUUUAGGAGUCAAGAAAGGAGUUUUAGUACCUAUUAAGGUGUUCAGUCUCAAAAGAUCCAUACCGGGAGUUUUUGCAUUACCUUUUAGGGCGUUGAGCCGAAAAAAAAAUGUGACAGGAGAUAAUGUAUUUUGUUCGAAUUGUAACCGCUUAGGGGUGAAAAAAAUUUUCGAGCCACGCCUACAAAACAGGUUCCUAAUACCUCUCUUAUUAGUGGUUCUUUUCAGAAUUUUCGACCCCUGUCCUUUUUACAUGACAGCCCC
Messenger RNA from Orbicella faveolata, 933 nucleotides. RefSeq lists its product as uncharacterized. The record is from RefSeq and is a predicted model, not a curated record. Lineage: Eukaryota; Metazoa; Cnidaria; Anthozoa; Scleractinia; Merulinidae.